This is a messenger RNA of Stylonychia lemnae, 2517 nucleotides long. NCBI's taxonomy places the organism in Eukaryota, Ciliophora, Spirotrichea, Sporadotrichida, Oxytrichidae. The record is from the annotation of a GenBank genome assembly.
AUGAUAGUUCAAAAAAAAUCUAGCUUCUUCAGUAGAAUCCCCAUUAGAUUCCUCGAUGGGCGAAGAUGCCAAAUCGAUAUUAAUGGGAAGUAUGGGCAGCAAUAUGAUUCUAAUAAAGUAAUUUCGCCAAAAAAAGGAGAGAAAUCACUGGCCUAAUUAUCUUUAAUGGGUAAAAAUGAAAUGUCUAUGAGCAAUUUUCAAGCUUAAAGAAUAGACAAGAAAUUGAAAGAAAAUGAACUCCUUAAAGAAAAAGUCAAGGCCCUAGAUGAACUAACAUCCAAUAUGAGAAAGAAUUAUUACAAGGACUUAUUAGUUUACAAAAAUCCAAAAAAAGAUUGGAAAAACGAUGGCAAUAAGAGAAAUAACUAUUUAAAUGAUGAAGACUAGGUAGCAGUUGAAUUCUUUAAUGCAUUAGAAGGAGUAGACCCUGAAAUGCUAGACAUUAUUAAUACCAGGCUUUUUUCUAUGAAAGAAAAGUGUGAAAGAAGAUUAGUUGACCAUAUAAGGUUUUAAGAAGAGCUCCUAAAAAAGAUCUAUGCCAUGAGCAAGCUUUCCCCAAGUGCUUUUGGAAUUGUUAAUCUAAGUCUUUAAGAGAUAAUAGGGGCAUUAAAAAUAAUGUACGACGAUCCAUAAGAUAUUUGGACUGAAAUUCAUGAGCACUACGGACAAGAUUGCUUUUUGACUAUAAUUGAGCAGGAAUAUGGAGGUAAAUUUUCAAAAGAUUAUAGCUAGCUAAACGCUGAAGUUGAUAAAGUCAAAGAAGAAGCUCAAUUCUAAAUACAAGAAGUGCUUAAGUCUUGUUAGAACGAAAUUCAAUAGCUGAGGAAAAGUCUAGAUAACAAAAAUCAAGAAAUAAUAGAGUUGAAGGAAAAUCAACUUAAGGAAAUCGAGAAAGCCAAGAAGGAAGCAUAUUAACUGGCAGAGUUAUCAUUCUAAACAAAGGAAGCUAAGUUAUUCUAAAGAAAUGAUUAAGAAAAAGCUGAGCUUUAUGAGAAAAUCAAAUAUCUAGAAACUGUAAACACCAAUUUUGAUGCUAUCUUGACAAGGCUAGAGUCAAGAAUAAUCGAGCAAAGUAUAAACAGAAUACUAGAUAUAAUACUGGGAAAAACUUCAUAGGAAAUAUAAAGUCUUAAAGAAGAAUACGAAAAAGAUAUAAGGAAUCUGAUUGAUGAAAAUAAUCAGAAAAACUUAGAGAUGGCUGAGAAGAGAUUACAAUAUGAAUAAUAAAUUGAAAAGAUCCAGUAUUUAGAGUAAUGUCUGAGUGAUUCUUAAUAAGAAGCCUAGAUGUAUAAAAAUCAAUAAGAAUCGAUGAGGGAAGAAUAAAGAAAAUUAGAGGGAGAGCACAAUACGCUAAAAAGAGCUUUAGAGAAUAGUUAGAAACUAGCUGAAGGAGUAGAAAGAGAAAGAAAAAGACUUGAGAAUGAGUUAAAUAGGUUAUCUGGAAAUAAUAACACAAACAAAUACCAAAGCGCUUAUGCUGAAGCCGAAUUACACAGGAAAAAAGCAAUUAAUAGUAUCUCGAAUGCAGGAACAACUACUCUGAAUAACGUUUAUGCUCACAACAAUAAAACAAAGGGUAUUUAGACUAACUUAAAGGAUGUAAAUGCCGAGAUAAUUUUUGUUAAACAGAAAGAAAAAGAGAUUCAAGCCAAACAAGAGAGUUAAUAUAAAGUCCCGUGUCUUAACUAUGGAUGCUAAACUGAUCCAGUGAUAAUUAUGAGUGAGUUUGAAUUUAGAUAGAUCAAAACUCCCAAUAGAAAAGUAGACACAAGAAAUAGUACAAGUUCACAUAAAUUUCAAUUUAAGAGUGAUGCUGACAAUAUAUCAGAGAAAUCAGGGAGGAGUUAAAACAGACGACUUAACUCAAGAAACAAAGGUCAAUAAAAUCUGAUAGAUGUGAGUGAGAAAGGUACUUAAUGUGAACUUAUAGUGUAAACUGCAUUUGGAGUCACUCCUGCCAGACAAGUAGAUGGAAAGAGUGCGUUUAUGUUUAACUAUGUUCAAGGAUAGUCAGUAGAUUCAGACACGGUUCUAGCUGAUAAAUUUGAAUCAAACUUUAAAAUGAGAGAUUUGCUGAAAAAAAUGCCCUAGGUUUAUGAAAGAUUGUGGCUUAAUGUAUUUGAAAAGGCAGCUAAAUCUUCAAAAAUAAGAUAGGAAUUUGAGCGAAUAAGACAAGAGUAAUGGGAUAAAGUAUAAGAGUAACUAUAAGGAAUGAAAUACCCAAAAUCUAAGAACAUAUUUCACAAAGACUCAAUUACUGGGAAAGUAUUCAUCAAUCUUGUUGAAUUAUAUAAAAAUACCCAAUUUUUAGUCGAUAGUAGCACUAAUUAGACUAACGCUUAAUAAUAAACAGCAUAUGAAUCUUUUAAAAGAAAUAAAGUGUUCAACUCAAGAAUGUCUAUUACAAAAGAGGAGUCAUCUUCAAGAGGGUAGAGCAGAUAGUCUCCAUCCAAAAUGAUGGAAAAUCACAUUCAAGAAACAGCAGAGAGUGCUAAAAAUUAAUUCAUGGGCAAAUGA